Eucalyptus grandis is the source of this 839-nucleotide messenger RNA. RefSeq names its product B-box zinc finger protein 20-like. Lineage: Eukaryota; Viridiplantae; Streptophyta; Magnoliopsida; Myrtales; Myrtaceae. Gene Ontology annotation, cellular component: nucleus. Bases 32 to 619 code for a protein of 195 amino acids. Gene Ontology annotation, molecular function: zinc ion binding. Gene Ontology annotation, biological process: regulation of DNA-templated transcription; photomorphogenesis. The record is from RefSeq and is a predicted model, not a curated record. The transcript has 2 exons.
UUCUGUGUGCAAGAGUUCAGUGAGUUUAACCAUGAAGAUCCAAUGUGAUGUGUGCAACAAGGAGGAGGCCGCUGUAUUUUGCUCAGCAGAUGAAGCUGCCCUCUGUGAUGGUUGCGAUCGGUACGUCCAUCACGCGAACAAGCUCGUCAGCCAGCACAAGCGUCACUCGCUUAUUCGCCACAACUUCCAAGAAUUUCCUCUGUGCGAUAUUUGCCAGGAGCAGCGUGGUUUGAUUUUCUGCAAAGAAGAUAGAGCAAUUCUUUGCACGGAGUGCGACCCUCCCAUACACGAGUCCAAUGAGCACACGCAGAAGCACAGCAGGUUCCUUUUCACCGGAGUCAAAAUCUCCGGUUUUUCCUCGCCGUGCCGCACCUCCUCCUCGUCAUUGACUAACCUUGACACAUCCAUCAGUACCCGAACUAAGGAAUCACAGUCUUCAUAUGAAAAUGGACGAUCGAUGGAGUUUUUAAAUUCUUCCCAUGCUGACCAAGACGAUGAUCAUAUGAUCGACACCAGCUCAUUCUCAACAAGCAGCAUAUCAGAGUACUUCACCAAGAUGCUGCCUGGUUGGCGAGUAGAUGAUUUCCUCGAUUCUCCAUCAGCUCCCAUUAAUGGUUAAAGGGCCGCAGAACACAGUAAAUUUUCUACCCACGGACGUACACUCAAAUCUCACGAAUGUCCGUUGAUAUUUCUGCAUGGUUUAUUUAUUUUUAUUAUUAUUACUUUGGCGGACAGAGGAUAGUGAUCACGUAAAUAUUACUAGCGUAGACUCACAUCGGACACUCUGUUUCAGCUCAGUCUGCUCACCUUCCUCUUUCCCAAUCUGAGUGUGAUUUACU